AUGAGCUUCUCCCGCGUCUUCUCCAACAGAGAAGCUGGGGCCUCUAGAAGUGGCGGGUCUUUGCCAGUUCCCUCCCUCUUCUGGGGCCGCGGGGGGCGGGGGUGGCAAAAAACGGAGGUAAAGGGAAGCGUCCCCAACCACGCACACACACCCCUCCCCACUUGGCUUUCCGCGCAGUCCCGAGUGGGAAGGGACCGACGACCGGAUCCGAUCGUGGCCAGUCUUGCCGCAGCUUGUUGCGGAGCAGAGCGCCCCGGCGGCGAAGGGAUCAUGGACUCGGCGGGCCCGGAGGAAUUCGAGCUGAACGGGGAGGUGGGGGCUGUCGAGAGGCUUCCUUCCCGCUGGAGGUUGGGAGGCCGCCCGAUCAACGUGAACCAUUAUGCCAACAAGAAGAGCGCAGCAGAGAGCAUGUUGGACAUUGCCUUGUUGAUGGCCAAUGCAUCCCAGCUGAAGGCAGUGAUAGAGCAAGGACCAUCCUUCUCAUUCUUCACCCCACUUAUCGUACUCAUCAGCAUCUCUCUGGUGCUCCAGGUGGGAGUGGGGGUGCUUCUAAUAUUCCUUGUAAAGCAUGACCUUAAUAAUCCUGCAAAGCACGCAAAACUGGAUUUCCUCAACAACUUGGCAACAGGACUGGUGUUCGUCAUUGUGGUCGUCAAUAUCUUUAUCACCGCCUUUGGGGUGCAGAAACCAGUACCAGACAUGUCCCCCAAGCUGUAGAAAUUUCACAGAACAUCCAACUGGUACUUUUUCACUGCCCCUUGGCGCCUGGAAGUCAAGAAAGUCUGGGCCAACGUAGAAAUCCCCAAUGAAAGCCAAGGAUGAAGAGGUCGGCAUUCCCUAGGCCGCAUCCACUCUCACUAUUUCUUGCCACCAGAACAGAUCUUUCUGUUUCUGGAUUUUCCAGCCUCAAAACUAAUUUUGACUGUGUAACAUAUUUGAUACUACUUGGAAAAAUGAGUACUGAAGAUAAAAAGGAGUCAGUGUAAAAAAGGUCUUUUUGGGAUUCAAAGACUCUGUACUUUUACCUUCAUAGAAGCUUGCUACAAGUCAGGGCAUCAAUCAGAAAGGUGACUGAAUAGCCAGCAUUUAGGAUAUUGCUUUCUGUGCCUUCGGAUUGCUGAUGAUUAAGAAGCUGCUCAACAACUACAACAACAAAAAGGAGAAUCAUUUUCUCUGUAUAAACCAAGGGCUUCCCUGUCCUCCUAUCCCUCAGUUGCGUUGUCAUAUCUCUGCUAUUAGAGUUACAAGCUGUUCUAGGGUGUCCUCAGAGAACCAGAAGAAUCGCCUGUAAAGUUCAGCAUUCCUCAUUUUUUGAACUUCUUCUAAUUCAUGCUGAAGGCUGUCUGAAGAAAAAAAUACCUUCAAUCAGGAAAACUGCUUGCAAGAAUUUACGCUGCUGGAGCCUGUAACCAGAUUCCCCAUGCCUCUCUCCUCUCCCCACCACUCCCCCUCCCCCCGAAAACCAUCCCCCCCAAAUUUAAAAACAAACAAAAAGCAUUAUAAUUAGUGGAUCUGGGACCUGCCUGCUGUAAUACAAAGGACAAAGCAUCACUAGUUGUCCUUUAGCUUCCAAAGUUUGUUGUUUUAUAUUAGAAUGAAACUUUCUGUAGACAUUGAAAAAAAUCAAAAUACCAGUUUGUUUCUGGUUAAAAGUCCAAAUCAUUUUGUAAUGAAAUAGCAAACAGAGAUUAUCAUCACCUAUUUCUUGGAACAUUCAGAUGAUUCUAUUUCCUUGCAAUGGACUGACCUUUUUUAAAGACAUAAAUAGCUAUCAGGUGCCUACCUUUGUUAUGUUUGUACAUGCACAACUGAAUGCAACUUGGUCAAUUCACUGAUGGGAGACUGUAGAUUGUCUUCAAGUGAAGCUCAUUUUUUCUUUUCCAGUCAGUAAUCUGCCAGUGUGCAGAGGUGGUAGAAUGUGUCAAAGCAUGGCAUUUUAGGCUAUGUGAGCUACAAACAUUCCCUAUUGCUCUGCUGAAGAACCUUCUUGGUUGAGGAUUAUGGUCAUUUAGUACAAUUCAUUCAUGUAGCAAAGUCUGUGAACAUGAGGUCAUCCAAUGGAAAAACCUCUGGACUAGGAAUCGGGCUUUCUCUUCCCCAUUCUGCCUCUUUGCUAUUUGUUUCAUUCCGUCUAACCAUAGUGGUAAGGUUCAAAUGGGCUAUUUCUCCAUUUGUAAAAUGGGAAAUGUAAUACCCGUCUGCCCUUACCUCAAAGAGCAAUUAUGAAGGCUCUGGACAUCAGUAAAUGCCUUCCAACCAGUGCUCUUUAAAAGCAGUAUUAUUCUUCAACAUUUGUGAGGGAGACAGAGUUUCAUUGGUCAAUCGCUUGAUCUUACUACAGGUCUUUGUCACUUUGGGGGCUAGUGACAAGAGAGAAAAAAUCCACCCUCUUGGAAACAAGACCACAAUUAUUUCAUAGAACUCUAGUUCUCAUUUACUCUUCAGUCUUAAUCAAUGAUGUUUAUUGCAUCUUCUCUAACAAUAAAGAGAUGGUUCAAUUGGCCUGUUUCUAAUUCCUCCUGAAACCAUUCCCAGACCCUAAAGCCUUUUCUCCAGUGGUUCGCAGCUUCAGAUCAGUGCCUCUUGUUUCUGAAGUGGCUCCAAAGCACCAGGAGCCAGGCUCUCACUUAAAACUUAUGUUCCCUAAUUCCCAGCCUCCACUCAGUUGAAUCUCUUGUUUCCAUUUGCCCAGAUCUUUUUCUUUCCUGUUUGCUUCCUCACAGAUAACUUGUGACUGCUCCUUUUUUCCCCUCUGCUAUGGUUCAGCUAUUGGCCUCUGCUAUUUCAGUGUCUCUUCCUCUCCUUUUCCCCUUUACCUAUCUAUUGUUUCAUUUUCUUCUGGAGAUGAAUGGCAGAUUGCUCCUUUUCUCUCCACAAAUUGUCCUCCAUCUCCUGUGGUAUGUCUUUAUAGAUCUUGGUACCCAUUUUCUGAUCAAACACUUUCCUUUCUUUUGCUUGUUAAAUACAGUUGAAAAUAAUGUUCACUGAGCUAGCUGCUGCUAUCAUUUUUGGCUGCAACCAACCAACCCAGAAGCAAUCGUAUUUUCACUAGGUAUCUGAGAGCUCUUCCUCUUCUGCCAUUCCUUCUUUUCUUUUUGCCCUCUACAAUUAGAGAAGUGGGGGGAAAAAAAGUGAAACCAUAGGCACCAAUACAAGAAAACUAUUUUUACAAAGGUCUAUUUGUAUAAACUUUUGAAGGAGAGCAUGUGGAAGUGCUCUCCAUUCAAAGGGUUCCAUUUUUCCUUUCCCCAUACCGGUAAUAAAUCCAGAUUCACACGUUUUGCACAGACAGAAAUCCUUUUUGAAGAAGUUAAUGGCUCGGGCUCAAUGAAAACAAGACAACCUUUCAGAAAUGAAUGUCAUUACAAUUAUGCAUACUACCAGUUUUUCAUUUUUAAAUCAUGCCUUUUCUAGGGAGAAAGAAAAAGAUGGUCUGGAAUAUCAGUAAGUGUUCAAAUAAAUACCACUGAUUGGUUAUUUUAACAGGUGACUUGGAAUUGCAUGGAGAGCUAGUAUAAUUGUACCUUAUAACUGCUAAGAAAAGGCUUUUAAAAAUAGUUAUAUAUGUUUUUCAUGCUGUAUGUAGUAUCCUGGGGGAGGGGAGGGAGGACUUAAUAAAUAGUCAACAUUUGAUUGAAUCAAUUUAGAGCAGUUUCAAUGUAUUAUUUUUGCAUAUAUAAAUUCAAUGAAAAGUCCAAAACCCUCCAUUCAACUGGCAGGCUUGUAAAUCUCAGGUUGAACAACUUCCAAAGGUGCCAAAUGAACUGAAAAUUUAGGCACUUCCUACAACACUGUGAUGAAAUUGUAAUGUUCCAGUGUGUCUCUAUGCAAACAGUCUCUGAUGUUGUCAUUGGAAUGGUUCAGGUUGAUAAUAUGCCAUUUUCCCCUGGAAAUUAGUCCUUCCCAGAUGUCUUGUAAGAUCUCAACUAUUCAGAUGUUUGCUUUAACUAGAUGGUUAUGUCUAAGAUCUUUCCUGCCUGUCCCCUGAAUCAACAGUUAUUCCUAGACAAGAGUUCUGGUACAGUCCAAGCAUUAAUAGUAAAAAAAGUUGAGAAACCUUAGAGUAAGAUUGACUGCCACUCAUGCCUACAGCAACAGUCUGCUCUCUGGAAAGUAAAGGAUGGCUAAGAGUUAAUAGAAGCCAUUCAAAUUAUUAUCUUUAGCCAAUUGCAAAUCUUCAGGAACAACUUUAUAUUUGAGCUGCCUCAAUUUGGCUAUUAAUUCACCUAAGUGACAAGAGCCAUGUGUACUGAGUUAAAGUAACCUGUGUAUCCUCCAAACACACAAUUUAUUUGAUGCAAUCAUGUGGCAAACGAAGUGUGAAAACGCAUUGGCUAAUAACUUGAUACGUUCACCUUAGUAAGGCAAACAAUUUACUGAGAAAACCAGGUGCAGACUGAGGUUUGUCCACCGGAAAUUGAUUGUGGCAGAUCAUGAUUUAUUUGGUUCUAUUUCAUCAGGCUGGGUGAGGUGCCAGAAUUCUAUAAGUGUGAUUUUGUUUCAUUAACCCAGGAUUUUUGUGUGCAAUGGCAUAUAUAGAGUUUAUGUAUACAACACAAUGUAAUGGGAACUUCUCAACUGCCCUAGGCAGCUCAGGAUGACUAGAAUAUAACUUAAGACCUGGAUGUAUUUUGGGGGUUUUUUUGUUUGUUUCACAUCCACAUCUUUUAUUCUGACUGUGUCAACCUACAUUAUUUAUCAAGCCCAGCAUGGAAAUGCAUGGACCCUCCAUGUAGAUAGUUGGGAUUGAAGCAUUUUCUUAUGCUCAGCUCAGCAAAGUUGAAGGUCUGUGAUCAACAGGCUUCUCCCCUGUGACAUUUAUCAGUCCAAUGACCCAAGCAAGAUAGGCCUUCUCCUCUUUCUGUACACUAUCAGCAAUCAUGCACCUGUCUCUAUUUUGCUCUGUUCAUAGAGCACAAUUUUUGAAGUAGUAGAACUCAAGGCAAUUUAUGUAAUAAAGAUGAUAUAUGAUU
This is a messenger RNA of Ornithorhynchus anatinus (platypus), 4973 nucleotides long. RefSeq names its product ninjurin 1 (gene NINJ1). The record is from RefSeq and is a predicted model, not a curated record. The transcript is spliced from 5 exons. Gene Ontology annotation, biological process: tissue regeneration; cell adhesion. Gene Ontology annotation, cellular component: membrane. Lineage: Eukaryota; Metazoa; Chordata; Mammalia; Monotremata; Ornithorhynchidae. The coding region runs from base 1 to 717 and encodes 238 amino acids.